Aureobasidium melanogenum CBS 110374 is the source of this 1212-nucleotide messenger RNA. RefSeq names its product SIR2-domain-containing protein. The record is from RefSeq and is a predicted model, not a curated record. Lineage: Eukaryota; Fungi; Ascomycota; Dothideomycetes; Dothideales; Saccotheciaceae. Gene Ontology annotation, molecular function: NAD+ binding. The transcript has 4 exons. The annotation marks the transcript as partial.
ACACCUGCAGAGGCAAAAGAGAUCCGCGAAAGACUACGUCGACUAGGACCCAACAGAUUUGUGGAGCAGACCAUCUCUUCUGGUACCGUCAGCGUGAGAAAGCUCGUCACAGCGUUUGGUGUGAGGCCCGAUUUACCUUAUUCCACCAUCUGGUACUAUCAAAUCCUCGGUCGAUGCAUUCAACGCGAGCUUAGAAGGCGACAAAAGCUUGACGAGUACAACACUAUCGACGAUGCCGUUUCACUACUUCAAAAAUCUAAGAAUAUCAUGGUCAUCACCGGAGCUGGCAUCUCAACCAGUCUUGGUAUUCCUGAUUUUAGAUCGAGGAAUACUGGAUUCUACUCACAACUUCUCGCGCGUGGAUUUGAAAGCCCUGAAGAUGUUUUUGACAUUGAGAACUUUGACAAUGACCCGACACACUUCUACCAGCUGGCCAAGGAAAUCUUACCCGUCACUGACAGAUGCUCACCAACCCACGCCUUCAUCAGACUGCUUCAAGACAAGCAGAAGCUGCUCACAAAUUACACCCAAAACAUCGACAACAUCGAAGCCUUUGCCGGCAUCGAGCCCGAGCGACUGAUCCAAUGCCAUGGCUCAUGGGCCACUGCAAGUUGCCGCAAAUGCCAAACCGAGGUCCCAGGCGAUGUAAUCUUCGAAGACGUAAGACAACAACGAGUAUCACUUUGCCAGAAUUGCCUGGACAUGAUCGAAAAGCAACCGCGCAAACGCAAGCGCGUUUCCAACGGCAAGUCGAAGGCGAGAUCGAGCCACUCUGAUUCGGAAGAUGAUGGCCGUUAUGAUGUCCCUCAGCCUGGUGUGAUGAAGCCCAACAUCACUUUCUUUGGCGAAAAACUUCCCAACCGCUUCUUCGACAGACUCACAGAACACGAUGCCGCUAUAGUCGACCUGAUAAUCGUCAUCGGCACAUCCAUGAAAGUGGCUCCUGUCUCUGAAAUCCCCAACUACGUCGACGAAAAAGUCCCUCAAAUCUACAUCUCGCGCGAACCAGCCGACCACAUCAAUUUCGACAUUACACUUCUCGGUUACUGCGAUGAUGUCGUUGCUGAACUUGCCAAACGUGCUGGGUGGACUAUUGAACAUGCGAAAGUUACUGAUGUGGCUUUGACGGCAUCGCCUGGACCUAAGACUGGACAAUGGAUCAUUGCUCCGCCAGGCACUAACAUCGAUCCUCCGACCCCUGCUUCUGAAUAG